This is a messenger RNA of Siniperca chuatsi (mandarin fish), 12799 nucleotides long. Its product is annotated as spectrin beta chain, non-erythrocytic 4-like. Gene Ontology annotation, cellular component: cortical actin cytoskeleton; cell junction; cell projection. The coding region runs from base 606 to 8702 and encodes 2698 amino acids. Gene Ontology annotation, molecular function: actin filament binding; structural constituent of cytoskeleton; phospholipid binding. The record is from RefSeq and is a predicted model, not a curated record. The transcript has 45 exons. Gene Ontology annotation, biological process: actin cytoskeleton organization. NCBI's taxonomy places the organism in Eukaryota, Metazoa, Chordata, Actinopteri, Centrarchiformes, Sinipercidae.
AAAAGCGGUAGAACUGGACUUCAAACAUCGUCCCGGUUAACUUUAACAACUAUUAAUAUUAAUUAAUUAGUUAGUUAGCCGGUAAUCGUUACUUUAACGAGCAUGCCUAAGCAUCACCAGCGGAGAGGAGGAAGAGGAGGAGGAGGAAGGAGAGGUUGUGUCAGGUGGAAACGGGGACCUCUAUGGAUAUCAUCAUCACCCUCCACCGGCUCGCAUCCUCAGCACCGACAGCAUCUCCCCGCCGGCGGUCACCGCUGCAGGCACACAGCGCCCUUUUUAUGCGCCAAGGCGUUGUAUUUCCACGUUAGAGACUGGGCUGCUUCUGUAAUUACCCUGACAAACCGUUUCCUCCUGUAAUAAGGACUAAUCGAGGGAAGACCCUGCUGGAAUAAAAGCGGAGCGUCAGUCUCCUCCAUUGAUAAACCGCUCUCUCUCGAUCCAGCCCAACGACGUCUUGGUAUAAGAGGAGGACAAAACCAAUCCAAAAAACUGUCUCAGAAGCUGAAGAUGAAGAAGAAAUGGCACAGGAGGAGCAAACUUCACCACAGCUCUGUUAAAAGACAGCAAAGCAGAAAACAGAGUUGGAUGAAUAGGCGUCGGGCGCGAUGGCUAAUGCCUCCCCAGACCUGGACAACGCGGAAGCCCAGCGCCAGCUCAACAACAACAACCGACCAAUCGGCUCGGGGUUCUGGGAGACGGAGUGUACCAGCUCCAAGCUGUUCGAGUGCUCCCGCAUCAAGGCCCUGGCAGAUGAACGAGAUGCGGUGCAGAAGAAGACUUUUACCAAGUGGGUUAACUCCCAUCUGGCCAGAGUGUCCUGUCGCAUAUCUGACCUCUACAACGACCUGAAGGAUGGAUACAUGCUUACCCGACUGCUGGAGGUCCUCAGUGGAGAGCUGCUGCCGAGGCCUACACGGGGUCGUAUGCGGAUCCAUUGCCUGGAGAAUGUUGACAAAGCUCUCCAGUUCCUUAAAGAACAAAGGGUUCACCUGGAAAACGUUGGUUCCCAUGACAUUGUGGAUGGAAACCACCGCCUUACACUGGGCCUUAUCUGGACCAUCAUCCUACGCUUUCAGAUCCAGGUGAUCAAAAUAGAGACAGAGGACAACCGAGAAACUCGCUCUGCCAAGGAUGCCCUGCUGCUCUGGUGCCAGAUGAAGACCGCAGGAUACUCUGAGGUCAACAUCCAGAAUUUCACCACCUGCUGGAGAGACGGCCUCGCCUUCAACGCCCUCAUACAUAGACACAGACCUGACCUGAUAGAGUUCCACAAGUUGACGCGGUCCAAUGCAACCCACAAUCUCCAGCAAGCCUUCAACAUCGCUGAGCAGCACCUGGGCCUUACCAAACUCCUGGAUCCUGAAGAUGUGAAUACAGAGAACCCAGACGAAAAGUCCAUCAUCACGUAUGUGGUCUCCUACUACCACUACUUCUCCAAGAUGAAGGCUCUUAUUGUGGAGGGCAAGAGGGUUGGCAAGGUACUAGACAAUUGUAUUGAGGCAGAGAAGAUCAUCAACCGGUAUGAGGCUCUGGCGUCAGACCUGUUGGACUGGAUAGAAAAGACCAUCGCGGUCAUCAGCAACCAGAAGUUUGCCAACUCACUGACCGGAGUUCAGCAGCAGCUACAGGCCUUCACAACCUACUGCACCAUAGAGAAGCCCAUCAAGUUCCAGGAGAAGGGGAAUCUUGAGGUCCUUCUCUUCACCAUCCAAAGCAAACUCAGAGCCAACAACCAGAAACCCUAUGUGCCUAAUGAUGGGAAGCUCAUCUCAGACAUCAACAAGGCCUGGGAGAGGCUGGAAAAGGCGGAACAUGAGAGGGGCGUGGCUCUGCGCAAGGAGCUGAUUCGUCAGGAGAAGCUGGAACUGCUGGCUCAGUGCUUUGACCACAAAACCACCAUGAGACAAGCCUGGCUCAAUGAGAACCAGAGACUUGUAUCGCAGGACAAUUUUGGUUAUGACCUACCAGCAGUGGAGGCAGCAAUGAAGAAACACGAGGCCAUCGAGGCAGACAUAGCCUCGUAUGAAGAGCGAAUUGGCGUGGUGGUGGAACUUGCCUCAGAGAUGGAGGCAGAAGGAUACUACGACAUCCGGCGUAUCUCGGCACGAAAGGAGAACAUCCUGGGUCAGUGGAGUCUGCUGAAGGAGCUGGUGGCUGGGAGGAGGACGCGGCUGGAGAAGAACCUCGCCCUGCAGAAGACUUUUCAGGACAUGGUCUACAUGAUUGACUGGAUGGAGGAUACACAGGUCCAGCUGCUGUCGAAGGACUUUGGGAAGCAUCUUCUGGAGGUGGAUGACCUGCUGCAGAAACACAGCCUGCAGGAAGCCGACAUUGCAGUGCAGGCUGAGAGGGUCGAGACACUCAACACCGCUGCACUCAAGUUCACCACUAUAGAGGGUUACCAACCAUGUGACCCACAGGUGAUUUGUAACCGUGUCAACCAUGUCUCUUCCUGUCUGGAAGAGCUGAAACAACUGGCAGCUAAAAGACACGCUGAGCUGGAGGAGUCGAGACAACUUUGGGCCUUCUUUCAGGAGCUGGAAGAGUCAGAGGCCUGGAUCAGGGAGAAGAGCUCCAUCCUGGGAGCUCAGGGGUAUGGGAAGGACCUAAGCAGUGUGCUAAAGUUACUACAAAAACACAAGACUCUGGCUGGAGAACUGCUGGCUCACCGGUCACUGCUGCAGAACACCAUGAAGCGAGGAAAGCAGAUCCUGAGUGAGAAGAGCUUUGGCACGGCAGGAAUCCAGGAGCGCAUCAUGGAGGUGAAGGGUGAGUGGAAGAGGCUGGAGGACCAGGCUGCGCAGCGUCUUGGUCACCUGCAGGAGGCGCUAAACUUUUUUCAGUUCUCCACGGAGACGGACGACUUAGUGGCCUGGCUGCAGGACGCUUACCGCCUCGUCUCCAGCGAAGACUUUGGACAUGAUGAGUACUCCACCCAGUCCCUGCUGAAGAAACACAGAGGGGUCAGCGAGGCCAUUGACAAACAUCGUGUGCAUGUAGUGGCACUGUGCAAACACAUGGUAGCACUGCCUCUGCGGUACCGUGAACAGGAGGAGGUGCAGAUGCGUAUGGGAGAGGUGGAGCAGCUGUAUACUGAGGUGGUUGAGGUGGCGGUGCUCAGACAGCAGUGGCUUCACGACGCCCUCGCCGUCUACCGCAUGUUCAGCGAGGUCAAUGCCUGCGAGCUGUGGAUUGAUGAGAAAGAGCAAUGGCUGGACAAGAUGGAGAUCCCAGAGAGACUGGAGGAUGUGGAGGUGGUGGCACACAGGUUUGAGAGCCUGGACCAGGAGAUGAACAGCCUGAUGGGAAGGAUCCUGGAUGUUAAUCAAAUAGUUCAGCAGCUCUUGGAUGGAGGUCAUCCAUCUUCUACAGAGGUCAGAGGUUGUCAGGACCACCUCAACUCCAGGUGGAACAGCAUUGUGGAGCUGGUUGAGCAGAAGAAAGAUCAGCUGGACUCGAUGUUACGCCUGCAGAACUACCUGCUGGAGUGUGCUGAGAUCAAGUCCCAGAUCCAGGACAAGAGAAAAGCCAUCGACGCCACUCAGUACAUGGGCAGUGACCUGGGAGGAGUCCUGUCUCUGCAGAGACGCCUCUCCACCAUGGAGGGAGCCCUCUCUGUCCUGGAGCCAAAACUACUGCAUUUACAGGAAGAGGCGGAGCAUCUGGCCACCGGCCACCCAGGUCGGGCCAUGGAGGUUCUUGUGCCGUUCGAUGGCAUCAGUGUGGAGUGGGAGGAGCUGAAACGCACCCUGCAGGGCUGUGAGGACUCGCUGAUGGUGGCUAGCAGGCUGCAGAGCUUCAUACAGGACCUGGACUCGUUCCUCACCUGGUUGGUCCAGACGCAGACGUCCGCUGCCUCAGACCAGCUGCCCAACGACCUGGAGGAGGCCGAGAAACUCAUCAACAAACAUGCUGCCCUGAAGGAGGAGAUUGGACGGUAUGAAGAGGACUACGAGCGCCUCCAGGCUAUGAACGAGCUACUUGAGUCUGAGGAGGCUCCUCUCCCUCAGGCUGCCCUGCAGCAGUGGCUCCAGAAGCUCGAUGUCGGCUGGAACAAACUGCUGGAGAUGUGGGAGAGCAGGAGAGAGGUUCUGGUCCAGGCUCACAUUUUCCAUCUGUUCCUGCGAGAUGUCAAACAGGCCGAGUCUUUCCUCAACAACCAGGAGUCGGCCCUCGCUCACGUGGAGCUGCCCACCACGGUGGAAACAGUUGAAGCUGCCAUAAAGAAACACAAGGACUUCACCACCACCAUGGAGCUGAACCUGCACAGGAUCAAAGCUGUGAUCGAGGCUGGAGAGAGUCUGAUCAGCCAGAGUAACAUCUACUCUGAACGCAUCAGGGAACGCAUCGACACCCUCGCCAACAGGGGAAACCAGAACCGAGAGCUGGCCCAGCAGUGGCUGGAAAAACUGAACGACCAGUGGGGACUUCAGAGGUUUCUUCAGGACUGUCAUGAGCUGGGGGACUGGGUGUGUGAGAAGAUGCUGAUGGCGAGGGACAGCAGCCGAGACGAGACCCAGAAGCUUCAUAAGAAAUGGCUGAAGCACCAGGCCUUUAUGGCCGAGUUGGCCCAGAAUAAGGAAUGGCUGGACAAAAUUGAAAAGGAGGGCCAGCAGCUGAUCCAGGAGAAGCCGGAGCUCAGCCCAGUGGUCCGGAAGAAGUUGGAGCAAAUCAGGGAAUGCUGGCAGGAUCUGGAGAGCACCACCCAGGCCAAAGCCCGCCAGCUCUUUGAGGCCAACAAGGCUGACCUGCUGGUGCAGAGCUACGAAAGCCUGGACCAGAGACUGGGCCAGCUGGAGGGUCAACUGGUUUACGUGGACCAGGGACAGGACCUCACCACUGUCAACAAGCAGCUGAAAAAACUACACACCAUGGAGACCCAGAUGGAGGAGUGGUAUAAGGAGGUGGGGCAGCUCCAGGUGCAGGUGGCCUCCAUCCCGCAGCAGACGCAGAUCAAAGAGACGGUUGCCGAGCGUCAGGCCGUCGUGGAGGCCAGGAUGGUGCGUCUGAUCGAGCCGCUGAAGGAGCGACGACGCAUCCUGCUGGCGUCCAAGGAAGUUCACCAAGUCGGACGAGACCUGGAGGAUGAGAUUUUGUGGAUCCAGGAGCGCCUCCCGAUGGCCAUGUCUCAGGAGCACGGCUCCACUCUGCAGGCAGUCCAGCAGCUCAUGAAGAAGAACCAGACACUUCAGAGGGAGCUGCAGGGCCACAGGAGCAGGAUCGAGGACGUCCUGGAGAGGGCGGGGAUCAUCGCUUCCAUACGCAGCCCAGAGGCCGACUGCGCCAGGGCGGGCCACGACCAGCUGGCCCAACUGUGGGCUCUGCUCUGGGCCGAGACCGAGAGGAGGCAGCUGGUCCUGGACGCCAUGUACCAAGCCCAGCAGUACUACUUUGACACGGCAGAGGUGGAAGCCUGGCUGAGCGAGCAAGAGCUGCACAUGAUGAACGAAGAGAAGGGGAAGGACGAGCCAAGCACACUGCAGCUGCUGAAGAAACACUUGGUCCUGGAACAGACCAUCGAGGACUACGCUGAGACCAUCGGACUGUUGUCACAGCAAUGUAGACAGCUGCUGGAGAUGGGGCAUCCAGACUGCGAGCAGAUCAGCAAGCGUCAGUCGCAGAUCGACCGUCUGUACGUGUCUCUGAAGGACCUGGUGGAGGAGAGGAAGAGCCGUCUGGAGCAGCAGUACUGGCUCUACCAGCUCAACAGGGAGGUGGAUGAGCUGGAGCAGUGGAUCGCUCAGAGGGAGGUGGUAGCCAGCUCGCCCGAACUGGGUCAAGACUUUGAGCAUGUCACUGUCCUGCAGGAGAAGUUUACAGAGUUUGCAUCGGAGACAGGCAGUGUGGGGCAGGAGCGAGUGACGGCCGUCAACCAGAUGGUGGACGAGCUCAUCGACUACGGCCACUCAGAGGCCGCCACCAUCGCUGAAUGGAAGGAUGGAGUGAACGAGGCCUGGGCUGACCUGCUGGAGCUCAUGGAGACCCGGGCACAGAUGCUCGCCGCCUCACACCAGCUGCACAAGUUCUUCUCUGACUGCAGAGAGGUUUUGGCCCAGAUUGAGGACAAACAUCGAAGGCUUCCGGAAGUUCGGGCUCGACAGGGCAGCACUGCCAACACCAGCACCCUGCAGAGACUCCUGCACAGCUUCGAACAGGACAUACAGCUGCUGGUCACGCAGGUGCGUCAGCUGCAGGAGAGUGCGGCCCAGCUGAGGACGGUGUAUGCCGGCGAGAAGGCUGAAGCCAUCGCAUGCCGCGAGCACGAAGUGAUGCAGUACUGGAAAGAGCUGCUGACGUCCUGCGAAGAGUGUCGAGUACAGAUUACCACUGAGACGGACAAGCUGAGGUUCUUUGGCAUGGUCCGAGAUCAGAUCAUGUGGAUGGACUCGAUCAUCUGUCAGAUAGGGACAGGAGAGAAGCCCAGGGACGUGUCCUCAGUAGAGGUGCUGAUGAAUUAUCACCAGAGUCUGAAGAGCGAAGUGGAGGCUCGUAGCCGGAGCACUCUGGAGUGUAUCGAGAUGGGCAAAACCCUGCUGGCUGCUAGAAACCCAGCAGCUGAAGAGAUUAAGGAGAAGCUGGACAAGGUGGUUGCUAAGCAACAUGAGCUGUCUGAGAAGUGGGACAAGCACUGGGAAUUCCUACAGCAAUUGUUGGAGGUUCACCAGUUUGCCCAGGAGGCGGUAGUGGCGGAGGCAUGGUUGACCGCUCAGGAGCCGUUCAUCAACAGCAAGGAGCUGGGUGGGAGUGUAGACGAGGUGGAGCAGCUGAUUCGUCGACAUGAAGCCUUCCGCAAAGCCGCCGCCACCUGGGAAGAGCGAUUCAGCUCACUGCGACGACUCACCACGGUAGAAAAGUUGAAAGCAGAGCAAAGCAAACUACCCCCGACCCCUCUGCUGGGUCGUAAAGUCUUCCUGGACCCCCAAGAUGCCUCACACAGUCCAUCCAUCCUCCCCUGCCUCCCGAUCUCCCCGGUCACAAGACAGACCAUCUAUGAACAGAACGAAGCCAGCUCUCCUCCCUCGCCCUCACCUGCGACGCCUACACCCUCUCCUUCAUCUGUGGCUUGUCGGCUGGGGUCAACAGUCGCUAACUACACCCCUGUGAUGAAUGGCUCCAGCUACCGCCACACCCUGGAGGCACAACGCGGCGGCGUAGUGGGUGUGGCUGCAGGACUGGGCCAGCCCGCACCUUCCUCGAUCGCCUCAGUUGCCACGGCGGCCAUGCUAGUCUCAGCCAACCAGGUGCGAGAGAGCGCCAGCGCAGCAAAAGACCAUGCGACAAAGGCAAUGAGUCACCUCCAGCCACCACAGGCAGCUAGGGCACUAGAGGUGAAAUCGUCCCCGUAUCUACGGCAACCCAAAAUCAAACACUUGGAUGAUGCGGUGACACCGCUGCUUGUGGCCAGCCGGCUGGAGAAAGCGAGGGAGAGGGGGAGGGAGAGAGAGAUGAUGAUGGGAGAGAUAGGGAUGGAAAGAGCGGAGGUGGCUGUGAUGGCCGAGGUGGUGCUCCAGGAGCCGAGCCGGGAGCGUCUGCACAGCGAGCCCACCAGAGGGCCUCGGGGAUCCAGGACUGACCCGUUAGGUCACGCUGAGCCCCAGGUCCAGACCCACACCUACCACAGGAUAGAACGGCAGCUGUCCAGCGAGCAGCUGAUCCAGGCACGCAGGGACGAGCUGCCUCAGGAGGUGUGGAGGGAACAUGCUGAGAGGCGGGAGAAACGGACGCUGGAGAGACAAACAUCCAGCGAGCAGGAGGGCCACGGGGGCCACGAAGGCCGGCGGAGAGAGAGGGAUCGACACCGACUGGAGAGACAGGAAUCCAGUGAGCAUGACACCGGGAAGGAGCACUCAGACAGACGCUCAGGAGGAGGAGAAAAGAGAUCCACCAUGGCAGAAAUUGUAGAGCAGCUGCAAGAAAGAGAAGCAGCACAGGCCCGUGGUGAGGUUCCCCGCCUGCCUAACGGGGUACCAGAGAAGUCUUCCCGUCCCGACCGGCCUCGAGCUCGGGACAGACCCAAACCACGGCGCCGACCACGACCCAAAGAGGCAGGAGAGACGACGCGGCGGUCAAGGUCCGCUCCGGCCCAGAGCAGCCCGGCAGUCCCCCAGCCGCCAACACACACCGCACACCAUGAGGGCUUCCUUUUCCGCAAGCUGGACAUCGAGAUCCUGAAGAAGAGCACCAAUAGCAGGUCAUGGGUCAACCUGUACUGCGUGCUGAACAAAGGGGAGAUGGGUUUCUACAAGGACGCCAAGAACACCACCACACCCUACAACAACGAGCCGCUGCUCAACCUCUCCCACUGCCACUGCGACGUCACCAAUGGCUACAAGAAGAAGAAGAACGUCUUCACGCUCAAAACGAAGGACGGCAGUGAGUUUUUGUUUCAUGCAAAAGAUGAGGAGGACCUCAAAGUGUGGGUAACCAACAUCACCGCCAGUAUUUCGGAGCACGAGGAGAUUGCCAAAUGGGGUCAGCCCCAACCAACUACCUCAUCCACCGACGAGGGCACGCGCCGCGAUGGCAGCAAGGCGGACAACAGGUCAGAGCGCGGCGGCGAGCGCUCCGACCGGGCCGAGCGGAUUGAGCGGGCAGAAAAAGAAAGGGAAAAGGAGAAGGAGAGAGGCGAACGGUCGGAGAGGUCAGAUCGGGGCGGGAAAUCGGAAGCGAAGCGCUCGGAAAAGUCUGGUAAGAAAAAGUGAGCCGGGUAACGGAUUGGAUUGAAGCGAAUGAACUCCGGAUAGGAGGCGGGGCCGUAGACUGGUAGUGAACGCCCCCCUCCGUCUCUCCGCCUCCAACACUGUCAACAAAGUGGUUGUGUUUGGAUGGAAAGUGACACACAGGACAGAAGGAUUGACCCCAGACUCACUUAUAGGACGGACGGGACAGAUUUGGAGCAGGAGUCAUCUUUCUCAAUCUCUCCCUCUCUUCUUCUGUGUCUCUGAGAGAACACACAGAGUCACUGAUGCCUCGCCGACGCCCUCUGGUGGCUAUUUCAGAGAACUAUAGAGAGAGUUUCGUGCUGCUGAAACCCGCGCAGCGUUCACGUGAGAGAGAGAGACAGGACACGCAUCAUGUUAACUCAAAGGCUGUUACUGAUUGCUGGUAGUGCGAUGAAACGUAGCUCAUUCUGUUCCAUGUUUGUUUUUUCUAUGAGAUGAGCUGUAUCUGUAUGUAUUUCUCGUCUGUCUGUCCUAUCUACUGUAUCUAUCUGUCUGUAAGUCGAGACAUCCUACACUAUGUCUUAUCAAUACUCGGAAAUCGAAAGAGAAUAAAAUUAUGCCAAAAUGUUUUACAGACAUACAAACUUAGAAAAACUUUUUGUUAACUGGUUUCACCACUUUGUCCGAUCUGUCUCGAGGUCUGGCCAUGAGAAAAUGUGGAAUUUAAACUGGUUUUACUUUGAUACCAAACAGCACUGAAACCACAUUCAUCCAAACGCACCAUGAUUGAAUCAACACUGAAAAACAGCUACAGUACUGUGCUGAUUCUGGGAAGGUGAAAAGAUGAUGAUUUAAGACAAGAGAAGAGUAGAUGGCCGACCAGGGUGAUGGUCUUCAAAACAAUCAGGAAUGCAAAAAACAAGAGGAAAGCAGAAAUGUUUAAUCACUGCUCAGAAAGUCAGAGAAAUACAUCCAAAGGCUUGAAAUCUUGACUUUUAAGAAAGAUCACAACCCCGAAAAUUGCUUGAAAUCUUCUUACAUUUAAUGUCUAAAUCUGCCCACGAAGAGCAAACAGAGCAGCUUCUCUUCGUUUAUACAUGAUUUAUUUAGGAUUAGAUCUUGUGAAGAUUUCUGCAAGACAGAUGGGUCACAGGGUGUUAAACCUGUGACAUAAAGAUUACAGGACAGUUUGGUCACUGCAGCCACUUGGGCUCCCAAGUCUAAUUUAUAAAACAAAAAACCAACAUAUGUACAGUUCUUGGAUCAGUGAUCAGAAAGAGAUAAAAACUAGACUUAAUCUGAUGGUAGAUUCUGGUUCCCAGGGGCCUCAUUUGUUAACAUGUUUAAGUUGACUUUAUUUAAUGUUAAAUGUCCUUAAAUUACAUGUUUGGUUUUGGUCAUAAGCACAAAAUCUGCGCCUGGCAUGUUUUUAAUGAAUGAGGCCCUCGGGCUGAAAACGGGCCUCAUCUACUCUUUUAUUCUUUGACAACAUCAAACUACUCGUUGGAUAUUCUCUUUGAUUUAUUCACACAAACACUGUUGCAUCCUUUUUUCUAUACAGAAUUCAAAAUAUCUUGUUUUUGUGUGCGUGUGUGUGUGUGCGUGUGCUGCUGCUCUCCGCUCCCAGGGUCUCCAUAGCUCUCAGGUUAUUUAUGUUAGUGUGUGCUUACGGUGUGCUUCACGUGUUAAUAUGUUUGUCCCCUCAGACGACACCUCAGUCUUCCAGACACUUCCGAUCCACAACACACACACACACACACACAGAAGAUUAUAACUCAGCAGGUUUACAAUGUCAAUGGUUAUAAACAUGUUACAGAGUUUAAAAGGUCAUCGGACUGUCCAGAUCAACAUCCCAUCAGUGUAGAAUAAGACAGGAAUGAAUGAAUUUAUAAAUGGAUGAAUAAGUGAAUGAACUGACACACCGUUGAGAGCCAGGAUAUCAGACUGACCAAAUAUUUAGAAAAAGGGGUUAAACUGUCUGUAAGUUGUGAGAUUGCAUGUUUUGCUUGGAGAGAAAUCACUCGUCAAAAGAAGCUUGUCUUUGCAGCCCGCUGACACGGCAUCCUCACAUCAGUUUAUGUUAAAUUUCCUAUAAACUCACCACAAAGCCAUAAACGACAGGGAAACAAGGACAAAGAAAAGGAAGGCAAGAAUUGUCAAAAGUCUAAUAAACUUGUAAAUGCAUCUGGGGAAUUUUGGGAAGGAAAGUUACUUUCCUGCCUUGGUAGGAGGAGCAUCCUGGUCAGAUAUGGGUCAGAUAGCAUUUAAAAUCCUUUCAGGUAGGAAUGCUGUUUCAAUAUCACUGCUACUGUAUGAAAACCUUGUUCAUUUCAGUUCUGGUGUUUUUGAUUCUUUCAGUUAAAGUCCAACUGAAGUUGCUGCAACAUAUUUUCUCUGUAAAUCACAUGUCCUGUGUUCUCCUUUGAAAAAAAAAAAAAUCUGAAACCAAAAAGGAGAAAUUUAUAUUUUUUUGGUUAGUCAAAACUCACACUGAUCAACAGCAAGACAGCAGCCUGCUACACACUACAACAGCCACCGACUUUGAACAACAAUCUAGUUCCCGUUCAGGACUGUCUCAUCCACUGCAUGGGAGACAGUCCUGGAAGGCUGCAUAGAAAAGCUCAGGGAAGCGGCUGUGUGCUGCUCUAUAACGGAGGUGGGGACGUUAACCAGAAGUACAUUUACCAAACCAUCUAGUUAGUCUUCAUCCUUGAAGUCUUUUCUCUUGUAAAACCGAAAAAUACUUUUUGAAAACACUUCCGAUAAAGCAUAAAUCUUAGUUUUGUAUUGCUUGUUCCAAGCAUGUUUUCUAGUGUGGCAUCUUCUUUGCCUCAUUGUGGUAAUGGGUUUUUCAGUUUUACAAGAGAAAAGACUUCAAGGAUGAAGACUAACUGGUUGAUUUGGUAAAUGUACUUCUGGUUAACUUCCCCACCUCCGUUAUAGAGCAGCACAUAGUCGCUUCCCUGAGCUUUUCUCUGGGGCCUUCCAGGAUUGUCUCCCAUGCCGUGGAUGAGACAGUCCCGAGCGGGGCUAUUGUGGUUCUCUGAAAUACCACCGCUAACAAAACGCUGUCAGCCCAUGGCUUAUAAGGUGCAGCGCACGUUUGUAUACUUUGUCUGACGUUUUCCUGCUGCCUGUACAGGAGCUAAGCCUGCCAGCGGCUGUCAAUCAAACCCAGACACGCCCCUCCAGCUGCUGAGACGAAAAGGAGCAUUUCUGACCUUUUUUCUGUCUUUUAAUUAAAAAAAAACUAUUGACAAUAAAUAAUUUAAAAAACAAUACUGACAUCAUUUUUGACUGCAAAAAGGGAUGACUAAAUGUGAUUUCAGUUGGACUUUAAACGUAAAAGUUUACAUCUUCCUCUAUGAGCAGGUAAUUUCCAUGGCUGAAGAGCUCAAGAAUCCCAUUCAGAAUUUGUUUUAUAUUUUCAGAAGUCUAUAUUUGCCAGGUUAAUAAUUUUCUCUCGUUUCUUAAAAGUGUAAUAUUGAGGUUAUUAUUAUACCUGGCUGUUCCUGGGUUUUUAGAUUGUACCUCAUUCACUUAAGGAUUUUAAAUUCUGUCCUGACCUGUUGGUCUGUUUGUGUUAAUCAUAAAACAUGUCUUGAGAACUGUAACUUUCUUUAAUCUUGUUUUAUUUCAACACACUUUAUGCAUCUAAAUUAGGUGUGAAUGCCAGAUCAAUGCAAUCAUUUACAUGCAUGUUGGACACAAACAGAGUUAAAAGAGGUGAAUUUUGAAUGAGCAAAUCUUCCACGUGUAUAGUGACACAGUACAGUCCUCUGCUGUCGGAUUAUGAAUCUAACAGCAUAAUAAACUGACACACUUUGUUGCUGUAGAUGCACACAGGAAAAAACAUGCAGGGUACAGCUAACUCGCUAACAGAUAACAUUACAAAGUAUGUUAUUUGAACCUUUUUACACUGUUGACAGCAGAAACAACCAGAUAUGUGAAAGUCAGCAUGGUUAACAUUAUGACAGACUGACUGAAGUACAAAAAUCUAAACAUUAAUGGUUUGGGUGAGCUCGUAGGUACCCUGCCUGUCUGUGUGUGUCUGUGCUGUUCUGUUCACAUCAACCUCAGUCUGUUGGCCGAGAUGAAAUGAUGAAUAAAAUACCUUUUGGUUUAUCAUUAAUGUA